AUGACAAUCGCAAUCUCCCCGCCGGGGUACUCUACCUCGCCGCACCGCUCGUCGCCGCUCUCGAACCCGCCGAUUCAAGGCGACGGGCGCCGGGCGCGUAAGAUCGCGAUACCACGCAAGGCUAGCCACCACGCGCACUCUCCGUCGUCGCUAUUGGCACACCACUCCCCCAGCUACUCUCCGCACGCGCACACACACUCGCCGCCGCACAAGCCGCACUGCGCAAGCCAGUUCGCCGUACGUGUGCGUGCUGUCGCCACGUGCCCAGGACAGACGCCUCGUGCCCCAGAGCCCCUCGUCCUCCCUUUCACCGCGACGUAUUACGACCUCGUUUCCGAGGACGAGCCGGUUGCGGCGGCGGUGCCAUGUCACUCCCCAUGGGUAGCUGAUGUCGACCUCGAGGCUCAUUACUUUGCAACCUUUGGAGAUCCGCACUCCGAGCCCCCCGCGUAUCCCGGGUACCGCGUUCCGGCUAUCGGACAACUACAGCUCCUUAUCAAGACGACCAGCACGGCGGUACACGCCUUCGUCGUGCCGUACGACUUAUCUCAGCUCGCGGCUGGUGCUCGUCUGCUUGCCCGUGAACGCACCUACGUCUCGUCAUCUGGAGGAGAGUCUCUACGCUACGCAGUACAGCUUCAGUUUGCCUGUGUCGACGGCGCAUUUUACCUUGCCCGCACGCUAAAGCUCGUCUUCACCUCGUCCCCUCCAGAGGCGGACUGUACAUUGCGGACGGAGCGCGCAGACGAGGUCGUUCCCCCAUCAUCAGCACCGAGGGCCAAGAACAGCAUGCGCGGCAGCGCACUCCGACGUUCCAUCUCAUCUCUUCCCGGUACUCCAUCGCCCUCAGCGUCACCCGGUACGCCGCCGUCCCCUCCACCGAGGCGACGGAGCAGCAUAGAAGCGUCAUCGGAGUGGGCCUCUGUGCGUGCGCAGUGGCGCGCGCGCGCCGCCAAGGCCGCAGCGGUGGCCAGAGGCUUCGAGCCUCCGGCAUCGCGACCUGUGUCCCCUAGUCCUGUGGCGCCGAGCCCGCGCAGUUUGCUCUCAACCCUCGCACCAGAUUUGGAGGAACGGGCCAGCCAGCAGGGUAGGCCGCGCGAGGAGAAGGAUUACGGGCGAAAGGAAGCAGAGCCAGUCAAACGAGCAGGGCCAAGCCGCACACCGAGCGUCGCUUCGUCCGCGAGGCGUCGACUCAGCCGCGAGGAACGCGAGCUCAGCGAGCGUUUAAGGGCCAUGGAACUGGACGAGAAGUAA
Cutaneotrichosporon cavernicola is the source of this 1254-nucleotide messenger RNA. RefSeq lists its product as uncharacterized. The transcript is spliced from 3 exons. The record is from RefSeq and is a predicted model, not a curated record. NCBI's taxonomy places the organism in Eukaryota, Fungi, Basidiomycota, Tremellomycetes, Trichosporonales, Trichosporonaceae. The coding region runs from base 1 to 1254 and encodes 417 amino acids.